Molecule: messenger RNA, 876 nt
Organism: Schistocerca piceifrons (Central American locust)
Lineage: Eukaryota; Metazoa; Arthropoda; Insecta; Orthoptera; Acrididae
Product: probable chitinase 10
Exons: 1
Coding region: 1-876 (291 amino acids)
Cellular component (GO): extracellular region
Molecular function (GO): chitin binding
Source: RefSeq, a predicted model, not a curated record
AUGAACAUUACCUUCUACCCUAAUGAAGAUGACUGCAGCAAGUACUGGGAGUGUGACAACGGAAACCUUUACAAUGGCUCAUGUGCUGAUGGCUUGGUGUGGAAUCCCAAUGUGAACUCUUGUGACUGGCCAUAUAUUUACGACUGUCCUUACGAUAAGAAGGAGCAAGGUAUGUUGCCGGGUGAGGUUCCCCAACUGCAGUCACGCGCAGACCCGCCAGUAUGUCCAGAACGAAUUCCAGGUGUGGCAAUGAACAUUACCUUCUACCCUAAUGAAGAUGACUGCAGCAAGUACUGGGAGUGUGACAACGGAAACCUUUACAAUGGCUCAUGUGCUGAUGGCUUGGUGUGGAAUCCCAAUGUGAACUCUUGUGACUGGCCAUAUAAUUACGACUGUCCUUACGAUAAGAAGGAGCAAAGUCUGUUGCCGGGUGUGGUUCCCCAACGGCAGUCACGCGCAGACCCGCCAGUAUGUCCAGAACGAAUUCCAGGUGUGGCAAUGAACAUUACCUUCUACCCUAAUGAAGAUGACUGCAGCAAGUACUGGGAGUGUGACAACGGAAACCUUUACAAUGGCUCAUGUGCUGAUGGCUUGGUGUGGAAUCCCAAUGUGGACUCUUGUGACUGGCCAUAUAAUUACGACUGUCCUUACGAUAAGAAGGAGCAAAGUCUGCCGUCAAGUAAACCGACUGAGUGUCCUCAAACUUCAAAUGGUAAACAACUGACAGUCACAUUUUAUCCCGACGAAAAAGAUUGCACAAAAUUCUGGUCAUGCGACAACGGAAAUCUCUUCAAGAGUUCAUGUCCAGUUGGUUUGAUAUGGAAUCCCAAGAUUAAUGCUUGUGACUGGCCUUAUAACUACAAAUGCCAAUACUAG